GAUGGUAUACUUCUAAACCUUGCAACAGAUAUGAAGAAAGAUCCACUCAACAUUCCUGAACUACUAAUGUUGACAAGAAUUGUGAUAACUCAAGGUAUAGAAGAAACUACUCAAAGGAAUGUGGAUGUAGAAGAACUUCUAGCAACUGAAUUGAGAGACCUUUUAUCUUUCAAUAUUGACAAUCAAUGGUAUGAAAGAUGUAGAGGAUGCCAAAAGAAAGAUAGAGAAUAUACCCUGGAAAGAGAAGAAUUAUAUGAAUUAAGAAAAUUCCAAAUAGAGAAAAGAGAAAGAACACAGAGUUCUGAACCUGAAGAAACAACUACAACCAAAAAGAAGAAUCAAGUAAAGAAAAAAUCAACUGGACCAAGACUCAGAAGAAGAAAUAAUAAGGAAAGCAAACUUUGA
Dentiscutata erythropus is the source of this 405-nucleotide messenger RNA. NCBI's taxonomy places the organism in Eukaryota, Fungi, Glomeromycota, Glomeromycetes, Diversisporales, Gigasporaceae. The record is from the annotation of a GenBank genome assembly.